GGCCUCUGGCUCCUUUCGCAGCCACCCCCCGAAAGCAGCGGCGGGAGCGCACGACCUUCACCCGGGGACAGCUGGAUGUAGUGCAGGUAUGGUUUAAAAACCGUCGGGCUAAAUGCCGGCAGCAGCAGCAGCAGCAGCAGAACGGGGGCCAGAACAAGGUACGACCGGCUAAAAAGAAGAAUUCACCAGCCCGGGAAGUGAAUUCGGAAAGCGGGACCAGUGGGCAAUUCACUCCCCCCUCCAGCACCUCAGUCCCCACCAUUUCCAGCAGCAGUGCCCCCGUAUCCAUCUGGAGCCCAGCGUCCAUCUCCCCACUCUCAGACCCCUUGUCCACCUCUUCCUCCUGCAUGCAGAGAUCCUAUCCCAUGACCUACACCCAAGCAUCAGGCUACAGCCAAGGAUACGCUGGCUCGACCUCCUAUUUUGGAGGAAUGGACUGUGGAUCUUACUUGACACCUAUGCACCACCAGCUUCCUGGACCAGGUGCCACCCUGAGUCCCAUGGGUGCCAACGCGGUCACCAGUCACCUCAACCAGUCUCCAGCAUCCCUUUCCACCCAGGGCUAUGGAGCAUCCAGUUUGGGCUUUAACUCCACCACCGAUUGCUUGGAUUAUAAAGACCAAACGGCCUCCUGGAAGUUAAACUUCAAUGCUGACUGCCUGGAUUAUAAGGACCAGACAUCGUCAUGGAAGUUCCAGGUUUUGUGAAGAACCUUUGUUGAUACUGAGAGAAAUCACGACGAGAACGAACACGCUGGGCUGAACGCUCCAGUUUUAGUCAGGUCUUGGUUAAAUUAAAGAGGAAAAAAAAAACUCAAUGGACAAACUAAACAAACAACAAUAAAAAAAACCCCAACAACGACAAGAGAGGGGGACAGUGUUGGUGUGAUCCCGUUCAGACUCAUCUCCUGCUCAGGCGCUCUGGAAAAGGAAUAAUACAAGAGGAAAAAUGGAGGAGGAUGGCCUUAAACGGACAGAUCAUCUAGUGAGCAGAAAACAGACAGACCCAUCUGUGUUCUUUCUAGUUUUAGGCAACUGUUGGGUUUCUUUGUUUGGAAGAGGUGGGAGAUCAUCCCGCCUAUGGGCCAGUUUUAAAAAAAGAAAAAAAAAAAAAGAAAAAAAAAGUCUAGGUUUUUAUUUCUUUUUUUUUUUGUGUGUGCGUGGAAAGAUCCUUCACCCAGAGGUUUCCAAUGUGUUAGCCAACCCUCGGUUAAAAUAUUUGGAAUGGACAGCAUCUCUCUUUUUUCUCCCUCUUUUUUCUCCCUCCCUCUUUCUUUCUCUCUCGCUCUUGAGCUCAUCCAACUGUUUCACGCCCAACUUGCUCAAGUUGGCACCCAGAGAACUUGGUUCAGGGCUGUGUGGGUUGUGUGACUGAUUGUCCUAGCUGCACUACUUUAUUUAAAGAUUAAGAAAAAAAAAAACGAUAAUGUUCAUAAGGAGUCAAUAUGUAGUUUUUAAGAGACAAUCAGUGUGUGUCUUAUAUAAAUGGUACAUCUGUGGUUUUUAAUCUGUGCUAGACUUCAAAACUGUGAUCUCCUGUAUUGUAUGCAACUCUGAACUCCGCACCAGCGGGAGUUCUGCUGUGAUUUAAAUAGGUUAUAAUUAUAAGUGAAAUUCAGAGCAACUGAGUUACCUAUUAUCAUCUUUUAAAAAAAAUAAUAAAAAAAUAUAUAUUAAAAAAAAA
Molecule: messenger RNA, 1683 nt
Organism: Pterocles gutturalis (yellow-throated sandgrouse)
Lineage: Eukaryota; Metazoa; Chordata; Aves; Pterocliformes; Pteroclidae
Gene: OTX2
Product: orthodenticle homeobox 2
Exons: 3
Biological process (GO): multicellular organism development; regulation of transcription by RNA polymerase II
Cellular component (GO): nucleus
Molecular function (GO): DNA-binding transcription factor activity, RNA polymerase II-specific; RNA polymerase II cis-regulatory region sequence-specific DNA binding
Source: RefSeq, a predicted model, not a curated record